Molecule: messenger RNA, 3566 nt
Organism: Asterias rubens (European starfish)
Lineage: Eukaryota; Metazoa; Echinodermata; Asteroidea; Forcipulatida; Asteriidae
Exons: 17
Coding region: 443-2653 (736 amino acids)
Molecular function (GO): retinoid binding; serine-type endopeptidase inhibitor activity; retinol transmembrane transporter activity
Source: RefSeq, a predicted model, not a curated record
UCUAUAGGAUCGGGGGUCCCCUGAAUGCUCCAAGGGUGAAAUUUCAGAGGAUUUAAAGGAUCUCUACGUCCUCUAUGAAGAAUUGGGCCAAUGGCUUGGUCCCCCCUGGAUCAAGAAGAUCAAGUGCCUGAACCUCCAGGGUAGUGAGGUUUAAAGCGAACACUAAACUGUAAGUGUGCAUCGAUGUGAGAAUCACCGUGCAAAGGUUUUCAGCCCAGUGUCGAAGUUCCGUUGGGACUAGUGCAAAAAUUACCAGUUUGUGAUUCAUCGAGAAGGUCGCGCUACAAAGCGAACAGCCAUAAUUGCAUAGUGCGUCACUGUGAACUUUUCAUACUGACGUCCUUGUACGUUGUUUGGACACAUCGAAAAGGGCACAUUCAAAGAGGCCAUCAGCAGAGAGGAACUUUUGUGGAUUUUUGUGAAGUGUGAACAGUUGGUGAAAAUGGAGUGCUUGUUGAAACUUCUCCUGACUACUGUUCUUAUCGUUGGUGUUGCUUGUCUCCCAACGCCGUUCCAUAAGGGUAGGAACUGUCACAUCGAUGGCUUUGAACUGCAGGAAGACUUUUCUUUGGAAAGGUUUAUGGGGACGUGGUACGCCGUGGCCCACGUUCAAAGGACCGACUAUCCCUACCAGCGACGAUCCCACUACGCAAUGAGGGAAGAUGGAUCCAUUUCGAUGAAAACCAACCGAGUAAUGCGCCCUGGGGACUGCAACUCAUGGCACUUUGAGGCAUCAGGUCAGCUUGAUGAGGAGUCGAACCACCCAGCCAAGAUGUGGUUAUAUCCACCGAUGGAAAACUAUCCACCUGAGAACUAUUGGGUCGUGAGUACAGACUACACCACCUAUGCCUUGGUGUACAGCUGCAGCCAGCAGAAGCGAGAUGGCUCUUGUACGAAGCGGGGCGAGCAUGCUUGGCUCAUGGGUAGAGCACCGGGGCCAUUGCCGGAGCAGAUACGCUUAGAGGUCUCAGAGAUGAUGUCUGAGUUGUGUAUCAAACCCCAACGACUCAACGAUGUGCCUGUUGAAUGUGACAAGGAGUUGAGAGCUCAGGAGGAAACUUUUACAUCCACAGAUUGUCUUAAUGGUGAAGGAGUUAACUGCACUGAAGGUACAAGCAUUCCAAGUCCAUGUGCAGUUUCCACCUUCGAAGUGCAACAGGAUUUCAUUGUUGAAAAGUUCUUGGGUGAGUGGUAUGAGAUUGCCCACACCAGACAUGAGAACAGUCUACUGAAACUCCCCGAUAUGAGAUCUAUGUUCUUCAGACGAGGACUCCCUGAUCAGGACGCUCACAUGGCGCUACUCAUGAAAGAUCUCAAACUACGUGGAGUGUGUGCCCAUAUUAAUAUGCCUGGAUCAGGUUGGAUGAGUAGUGAUCAUCCAGCAAAGAUUACUGUCCAGUUUCCUAUCCCUGAGAAAUAUGGAGUCAGCGGACCCGUCCCAUACUGGAUACUCUCCACCGACUACACCAACUAUGCCAUAACAUACUCCUGCCACCUGACUGAAGAAGACGGCACAUGCGACAAACAGCGAGAGGUGCUGUGGGUGUUGAGUCGGACGGCAACUCUACCCGAGGAAGUGGAGAGGAAGGUUGAUGAGAUCAUCAGGGGUGUGUGUCUGGACCCAGUGCAGGUCAUACAGAAUGAAGAUGUAUGCUUUACGCCACAGAUGGAUGAGCUUCAAGUUAACGAAACAACUCCAAUCAUCAUAGGCAAGGCCGCAGUAACAACAGGUUGUGAUCCUGAAACAGCUAAAUAUGGAUGUUGCUUACUGAACAAUCAGCCAGCUACUGGACUCAACUUUGAAGGAUGCCCUCGAGUGAGUCCCCCCAUGGCAGGCCAAGAGAUGGACUCGGGACUAUUAUCUGAAGGCAUGAGGCGACAACCGAUUGCUCUAGCUCUAAGCAUGGGACCUGAACCACUCAAAGUAAAGCGAGAGUGCGAUGUCAAAAUCAUCUGCAAGAUGUUCUGUAUACAUGGCUUUAAAUUGGAUGAAGACAACUGCCCUGUUUGCCAGUGCUCUGAAACGCCGCAAGUUCCUGCCGAGUUGGCGACUGCAACCAAGGACUUCGGUAACAUGGCGCAGACAGCUGGUGGGGAUUCAAGCGCUGAGAUACAGCAUGAGGCGGCAAGGAUGACUAAGAUGACAUCUUGUCUUCAUCAAGCUACGUCAUCACCAAGCUCCAAACAUGCUGCUCCUGUACUGGACUGCGAGCCAGACGGUACCUUCUCUCAGAUCCAAUGCCAUGUAGAAGAAUGCUGGUGUGUGGACCAGGGUACCGGUGUAGAAGUACAGUCUACCAGGGUGUCGCAUGACACAAAACCCGACUGCAGUCAAAGUCAAGAUAAAUUGACAACUCCAAUCAAAGGUUCCAAGAUGAAAGUCUCUGAUUGUCUCGCCCGUCGCUCAGAGGCUGAGCAGUCCCUAGAGUCUCAGGAGGUACCCAGCAAGACGCUCAUCUCAGAUGCUCCGCUAUCCGUCGAUUCCUUGGAGGUACCCAGCAGAAUCUACCUCCCUGCCUGUGACAAGGGCGGCCAGUACCAACAAAUCCAAUGCUACAUGGGUUCCGAUAUUUGUUGGUGUGUGGACAGGCUGACAGGAGAGGAGGUUGGUGAUAGUAUGGUAGAGGGGCAACUGCCAGCAUGUGCUCCGUAAGACGGACCCCUCCAAGACCAUGGGAACCUGUUGACUUUGAAAAAAAAAACACUAGAGGGUUGUUAGUGAGACUGAUGACAUGGGAUAUGUUAUACAUAAAAUCUACACUGCAAUGGCGUGUUUGAUUUUUUGUGUACAUUCUUUCAAUUAGUGACUGUUGAAUUUUUCUUGUAACUGACUCAACACAAUUUUUGUCUUAUAGAGAAAUUAACAAUAUCUCUGGAUUGAUGAAGAGCACAUUAAAUUUCACAAGCUGUGAAACUAUAAAUAUUGUGGCAUUAUAAAUACAUAUAACAAUAUUAUAUGCUAUAGUUUUGUUUGUAUAAAACAAUCACUAAAAGCAAGUAAAAAGGCAAUGCACAUAACAUAUUCGCAUUGUGGAAAAACUUUCUUUGAAAUAUUUUUGCUUUAAAUGAUUUGGCUUUUAAUAAAUGAGUAAAACAAUUAGUUUUGAUCUUGUAAGUUCAAAAUGUGAUGUUUGAAAACAUAUAAACUAUUUUUCACUAUUUGUUCAUGACUCUGAUAAAUGAUUGAGCUUAAACAUUCACAGCUUUUUACAUUUCAUGAAUGUUGGUUUACAUAAAGUGUGAAUACUGACCUUUGAACAUAAAUAAAAGAAAACAAAUCACAAAACAGAGAGUAUUUCAUGAUAUUCAAUGGACAAAGAACAAUCUACAGUAAAUGCAGUUACUUUAUUGAGGUGCUAAAUAUUCUCCACAUGAUAAUAACAAAACAUCAAAAUUGGCAAGAAUUGGAAAUAGAAUUUGGCAAGGCGAAUAUUCCAGUUAGGGAGUUCUAAUAUACAGGUAUAUCUUUACUGUUCAAUAAACAAAAGUCAUUUUACUUUAGUAUUAUUUUUUAUUUUCUAUAAGCGUUGCUGUCAAUCAGAAAUAAAAGCAUUUUUUUCUCUUUA